AGGGGAGCGGGGGCCAUGGCGGGCGCGGCGGCGGCGGGCGGGCCGGGGGGCGGCGGCGGCGGAGGCAACGGCGGUGGAGGAGGAGGUGGAGGAGGAGGAGGAGGAGGGAGCGUGCCCGGCCCGGUGGCUCAGGGCCUGAAGGAGGCGCUGGUGGAGACGCUGACCGGGAUCCUGUGCCCGGUGCAGGCGGUGCGCGCCGCCGCUGAGGAGCAGGUGAAGGUGCUGGAGGUGACGGAGGAAUUCGGUGUUCAUUUAGCAGAACUGACUGUGGAUCCUCAGGGUGCCCUGGCCAUCCGUCAGCUAGCAUCUGUCAUUUUGAAACAGUAUGUGGAAACUCAUUGGUGUUCUCAGUCAGAAAAGUUCAGACCUCCAGAGACCACAGAAAGGGCAAAAGUUGCAAUUAGGGAGCUCCUACCCAACGGGCUGAGAGAAUCGAUCAGCAAAGUGCGCUCGAGCGUUGCCUAUGCAGUGUCAGCAAUCGCCCACUGGGACUGGCCUGAAGCCUGGCCCGAGCUGUUCAGCCUCUUGAUGGAGAUGCUGGUUAGUGGGGAUGUGAACGCAGUGCACGGAGCCAUGAGAGUGCUUACAGAGUUCACACGAGAAGUGACAGACACACAGAUGCCGCAUGUUGCUCCUGUCAUUCUUCCAGAGAUGUACAAAAUUUUCACAAUGGCUGAGGUGUAUGGUAUUCGCACAAGGUCACGUGCAGUGGAGAUAUUUACCACGUGCGCCCACAUGAUCUGUAACAUGGAGGAGCUGGAAAAGGGUGCUGCCAAAGUCCUGAUUUUUCCUGUGGUGCAGCAGUUCACAGAGGCUUUCGUUCAGGCCCUGCAAAUGCCUGAUGGACCCACAUCAGACAGUGGAUUUAAGAUGGAAGUCUUAAAGGCUGUGACAGCACUGGUGAAGAACUACCCGAAGCACAUGGUUUCGUCGAUGCAGCAGAUCCUGCCCAUCGUCUGGAAUACCCUUACAGAAAGUGCUGCCUUUUAUGUGAGAACAGAAGUAAAUUAUACGGAGGAGGUGGAGGAUCCUGUGGAUUCUGAUGGUGAAGUAUUGGGAUUUGAAAAUCUGGUGUUCAGCAUAUUUGAAUUUGUUCAUGCCUUGUUGGAAAACAACAAAUUUAAGAGCACGGUGAAGAAGGCUUUGCCAGAGCUGAUUUAUUACAUCCUCCUUUACAUGCAGAUCACAGAGGAGCAGAUAAAAGUUUGGACUGCAAAUCCACAACAGUUUGUGGAGGAUGAAGAUGAUGAUACUUUUUCAUAUACUGUGAGGAUUGCCGCACAAGAUCUCUUGCUGGCUGUGGCUGCUGAUUUCCAGAAUGAGAGUGCCACUGCUUUGGCUGCAGCAGCUACCAGGCAUCUGCAGGAAGCUGAGCAGGCUAAAAACAACGGUGCUGAGCACUGGUGGAAGAUACAUGAAGCUUGUAUGCUUGCCCUGGGCUCUGUGAAGUCUAUUAUUACAGACAGUGUGAAGAAUGGUCGGAUACAUUUUGAUAUGCACGGCUUCCUGACCAACGUCGUUCUUGCAGACCUCAACCUUUCAGUGUCUCCUUUUCUCUUGGGCCGUGCUCUUUGGGCUGCCAGCCGUUUCACAGUGGCCAUGUCUCCAGAAUUAAUCCAGCAGUUCCUGCAAGCGACUGUCAGUGGUCUGCACGAAACCCAGCCGCCUUCUGUCCGAAUCUCUGCAGUCAGAGCUAUCUGGGGCUACUGUGACCAGCUGAAGAUCUCUGAGAGCACCCACGUGUUGCAGCCUUUCCUUCCUAGCAUUCUCGAUGGACUGAUCCACUUGGCAACUCAGUUCAGUUCAGAGGUCCUCAACCUUGUGAUGGAGACGCUGUGCAUUGUCUGUACGGUAGACCCAGCAUUUACAGCAAGCGUGGAGAACAAAAUCUGCCCCUUCACAAUUGCAAUCUUUUUGAAGUACAGCAACGAUCCAGUUGUUGCUUCUCUUGCCCAAGAUAUCUUUAAGGAGCUAGCUCAGAUAGAAGCCUGCCAGGGUCCAAUGCAGAUGAGGCUAAUACCAACUCUUGUCAGCAUCAUGCAGGCCCCUGCUGACAAGAUCCCAGCAGGGCUUUGUGCAACUUCUAUUGAUAUAUUGACCACAGUUGUGAGGAACACAAAACCUCCUCUGUCCCAGCUCCUGAUCUGCCAAGCAUUCCCUGCAGUGGCUCAGUGCAGCCUGAACACAGAUGACAAUGCUACCAUGCAGAACGGCGGCGAGUGUCUGCGUGCGUACGUCUCGGUGGCGCUGGAGCAAAUUGCGCAGUGGCAUGAUGAGCAAGGCCACAAUGGGUUGUGGUAUGUGAUGCAGGUGGUGAGCCAGCUUCUAGAUCCAAGGACGUCAGAAUUCACUGCUGCCUUUGUGGGCAGGCUGGUCUCCACUUUAAUUUCCAAAGCAGGAAGUGAGCUGGGAGAGAACCUGGACCAGAUCCUGAGAGCUAUCCUGAGCAAAAUGCAGCAAGCGGAGACGCUCAGUGUAAUGCAGUCCUUAAUUAUGGUGUUUGCUCACUUGGUUCACUCCCAACUGGAACCUCUCCUGGAGUUCCUGUGCAGUCUCCCCGGACCGACCGGCAAGCCUGCCUUGGAGUUUGUGAUGGCCGAAUGGAUGAGCCGGCAGCACUUGUUCUACGGGCAGUACGAAGGCAAAGUCAGCUCUGUAGCACUGUGUAAACUCCUUCAGUAUGGCAUCAACACAGAUGACAAGCGACUUCAGGACAUUAGGGUAAAGGGAGAAGAAAUAUUUAAUAUGGAUGAGGGAAUACGGACACGAUCAAAAUCAGCCAAAAAUCCCGAACGCUGGACAAACAUUCCUUUGUUAGUAAAAAUCUUAAAAUUAAUAAUAAAUGAACUUUCUAACGCAAUGGAAGCAAAUGCAUCACGACAGACAACCGCAGAUUGGAGUCAAGAUGAUUCAAAUGAUAUGUGGGAGGAUCAGGAAGAAGAUGAGGAUGAAGAUGAAGGCUUAGCAGGACAGUUCUUAUCAGAUAUUCUGUCCACAAACAAGUAUGAUGAGGAUUACUAUGAAGAUGAUGAAGAGGAUGAUCCAGAUGCGUUAAAGGACCCUCUUUACCAAAUAGAUCUCCAGGCCUAUCUCACUGACUUCCUGUGUCAGUUUGCACAGCAGCCCUGCUAUGCAAUGUUUUCAGACCAUCUCAAUGAGAACGAAAAGCGAGUGUUACAGGCCAUUGGUAUAUAACCCCGCUCAAGAGACCAUACCGAUCAUAUCUGAACCAUACUUUUUGGCUUAUUCCACGUUUUAUGAUUAAACAUAAAACAUUUUCCAGUGUCUACCUGCUUGUUACAGGUGGAUGAUGGGCCUCAUUGCGACGUGUUGAGCCUCAUCUUAACGAAUCUGCUAAGGGAAGGAAUACUAAGAAAGCAGCAAAGACGGAAGUCUAUAGAGCUUUGCACGUUGGUCUCACCAUGGGAGCACUUUCAUUUUCCACAGUAACUUUCCAGGAAGUUCUUUAAAAAAAAAAAAAAGUUAAAAAUGUGUCCUUAAUAUUUUUAAAAGCAAACUGUCUCUACCUGUGAAGAGGCACUUAACUGAGUUUCACACAGCACAGCUGGACAGAGAAAGGAAUUGGGUCACUUACAGAUUGCUUGGAUGUAUCUUGAGAAAUUGGAAGGUUGUUCCUCUUCGCACUCGCAUAACACAUACAGGGUAAAUAUCUCGAUCUUAGUGUGACUUCUUUUUAUAGAACUAUAGACUCUUAUCAGAGAUGCCUGAAUGGUAUGGAACCAGUUUACAGGAGUUUGGAUGGGAAGCUGAGACAAUAAAAGUAGAUGCAUAUCUUCUUUCCUGCUGUGGAUGGGGCUUUGUUGCUCACAUCUACUGUCUAGUCCCAUGGGAGCAGUUCUUUACUAACGCUUUUGUGUGCACAUGCUCAAAGGAAGCUACCACUUAAAUUUCUGUUCCUGUGGCAUGUGGCUACUAAAGACUUUGGUUUUAUGGAACACAAGGAGCCACGAUUUUUAGGGCAAGAAAACUGAUUGUAUUUAAGAUAUUUGCUCCAUGACAGCCACUCUGAACUACUUUGCUUCCUUCACACUCCUGUGUGUAUUUUUAUAGAGUGGUAAAAUAACAUUUGCAAAUUGAUUUACCCAUAAGAACAGCGUGAUGUAUCUCACAACACCUCUCUGCCUUUGGUUCCCUCUUGGGGAAAAUGAAAAUAAAACUAUUAAAAUGUACAUUGGUAUCCUUCUUAUAAAACAGAUUUAAAAGGAAAUUGCACAUGUUUCCUGAAGUCACUUUUUAAAGACAUAUUUCUCCUUAGAAAACUUUCUGUAUGUGCCGCCUGGAGGAUGUUAGGGUAUUUCACAGGAGUAAUCUAAAACAGAAAGGGAGUCCUGUAAUGGAUACAUCUUCUUCUGCUUUAAAGAAAAAGGCUGACCCAUUAUAGAGUUUCCUUUCUUAAGAAAGGUACUUGCUGUUCCUUUGUGGAAUAAUAUGCUUUGAAGUUGUAUCUGAAAACCUCCAAAGAGAUGGAGUAAUUAUGUAUCUUACUGGUCUAGUUUAGAAUAUAGCUUUUCACAUUUUUUACCAGGAGGGGAUAAUAAAUUAACUUCUUAACAGACAAAGAUGGCACAACCUGUUUAGCAUCUGUGGCAAAAUAACCCCAAAUUGUAAAGCGGACAUUGCUCCCUUCUCCCACUCAGAUCCCUCUUGUUGUGCCUGAGAAUAGGCAGAAAUAGAGGGAAUUGCCACAGUUUGCUGCAGACCUGCAGGUCUGGCUCAAGCUUGAGUCCUCAAUAUUUUUUUGUAUGAAUAGCUCUAUGAGAAGGAGAUUCUGAGGCUAAUUUUUGUGUGCGUGUGUGGCUUUGUCCUCUUUAGCCUGUGUCUAAUAAGGUGUAAGCUCUGAUCAAAAAUUUCCAAGCAGUUGUGUUGCAGUAUCUUUCUUCCCUGUGGAUUCUCUGGUGUAUAAGGAUAUGCAAUUAAACUUUGUGCUAUGGCCUUCCCUUUGCUGGGAA
Molecule: messenger RNA, 4970 nt
Organism: Anas platyrhynchos (mallard)
Lineage: Eukaryota; Metazoa; Chordata; Aves; Anseriformes; Anatidae
Gene: IPO9
Product: importin 9
Biological process (GO): protein import into nucleus
Cellular component (GO): cytosol; nuclear envelope
Molecular function (GO): small GTPase binding
Source: RefSeq, a predicted model, not a curated record